CGCCCGCAUACUUCCCCAGUCGAGCGGCAGUGCGCAGGCGCCGCGCGCCGCAAAGGGAGCACAUUCUUCGUGCGGCCGUUUUCUUGCGCGCAGUCCACCAAACCAUCGGUAUGCGAGUCGCAACGGAACGGGGGGGUUGAUCGUGUCUCGUGCCUUAGCAACCGUGCUCAAAUCAAUGGGAUCCGCGACACACUAGAAUUUUUACGUGCACGAUACUGAACACUGGGCUGGGGUCUUGGACGUUGUACCGCAUAACGUAUUCUGGUCUUGAGUAAUUGUCGAUAUUCGGAAUAAAAUCCAUUAAUGAUGGCUGUGAUCGAGUGCGCCUCGAAGAGUUUGUUUAUCGGGGGUAUUGUUUUGUUGUUGGUGCUGUGCCGGGCGGGCGAGACGUACGCGAACCCGAAGGGAUGUGACGGCGUCAGGGAGGCUGUGACGGUGCUCAGGUUCCAGAAGCCGGUGCUCUCCAGGCCGGAGAAUGGACCGAUAUGCGGGGAUGAUUCUUGCUGCAGCGCCGAUUUGGAAUCGGAUAUGCGUCGUUCGGCUGAUCUCAACUUGGACAAGUUCUUCAGGGAGUCCAUUGUUAAGCUGAAUCUGCUGUUGGACACGCGGGCCAAAAAAUUCGAUGAGUUCUUCAGGAGCAUCAUGGACACGUCGAAGGUGGAGUUCCACGACAUGUUCAAGCGCACCUACGGCAAAAUCUACAUCCAAAACUCCGACGUCUUCAGCGACUUCUUCGACGAACUGGAACGUUACUACAAAAAGGGCACCGUCCGCCUAUCCGAGACGAUGGACACGUUCUUCGGCAUCCUCUACCAACGUAUGUUCACGGUGCUGAACUCCCAAUAUUCCUUCGACGACUCCUACAUGGAGUGCGUCUCUAAUCACAUGCAGGACUUGAACCCGUUCGGCGACGUGUCGUCGAAGCUGAGCCUGCAGCUGAGGCGGGCGUUCGUGGCCACCAAGAUGUUUUACAAGGCGUUGCAAACGGCGGCGAACAUCACCACCAACUUGCUGGACUAUAAGUUCAGCGACGACUGCAAGAAGGAGCUGACCAAGAUGCAGUACUGCGGCUUCUGCAAGGAGAAGCCGGCGAAAGCCUGCUCCGACUAUUGCUCCGUCACCAUGGGCAGGUGCUUCAGCGAGUUCGAGGAGUUCAGCGAUCGAUGGGACAUCCUCAUAGGAUCCAUCGAAAAAGUCGCUGAAAGGCUUCUUGGUCCAUACAACGUGGAAGCAGUGGUUGAACCCAUCAACAUUAAAAUAUCCGAAGCCAUUAUGAACUUCCAGGAGACUGGGGCGGAAGUUUCCAAAAAAAUUUACCAGAUGUGUGGCAAGCCAGCUCUGAACAGACAAAAACGAAGGGCUGAGUACGAAAACUCAGACAUAAACAGGAACAUGGAGAUCUCUCCCGACAAUCACAGGCCCCCAAAGAAGAAGCAGAAGAACAAUGUUGAGCACGUCGAUAAUACGCCCACCCUUGAGAAGAUCCUGAAGGAAAUUAAAACGAAAAUCCACGACACCCAGAAGUACUGGAUCAACCUGCCCUAUCAGUACUGCAACAACGAGAACGUAUCGGUGCAAACCAAUUCGUCGGCCCAGUGCUGGGCCGGCACCCUGGACAGCCAAGGACCCAAAGACGCCCAGUCCUCCACCCUCCUCAAAACCCAGAUCUACAUAAUCGACAGCAUGAACGACAACCUGAGGAAAGCCUACCACGGCGAGGAAGUGGAGAUGAUCGACGAAGAGCUGGUGGAGGGCUCCGGCUCCGGAAGCGGCGACGGCUACGACUACGACAGCGAGGACGACCUGCCCUCCGAACCGCAACAGCCCAAGGUGAUCGAUCCGGUGGUGCUGUCGCCGCCCAGGACGCCGAGCACCACGAGGGAGCCGGAGGUGGUUCGCACGUCUUCGGCCGGCUCGACGAGUCAGAUGAGUCUGACUCGUGCUUUGGUGCAGUAUGUGUUGCCGAUCAUGCUGGCAUGGUUCGGCGGUGCCAUAACUGACUUGCUGUGAUAGGCUGAUAAAUUUCCUUAAUUCUUCGCUGAUUUAGUGUAUAUUGAAAUUGUGUAAAUAAGGACCAGAUAGUUGAAGCAUUUAAUGAACAUUUGUGUGAUGAGUGUCAAUAAAUGUGGCCCGGUUGACCAUGCCUUUUGUAUACGAUUUGUAAUGAUCUAACUGAUAUGUGACUGACUUUUCGAAUGGUGCGUUUAGGUUUUAAUGAAUUUAAGCAAUUUGAUCGAUCAUUAUAAGGAAUUAGUGCGCCUGGAAAACCGACCUUUUUUCUUGUUAGAACCAACAAGAUUGAUCUGUGUAUAUAUGUUUUGUAAUAUUUCUCAUGUAAUGUGAAGUUUUUUAUGUAUUUAUAUUAACAGAAGAAAAUAUACAAAUUAAAUAUUUUAA
This is a messenger RNA of Aethina tumida (small hive beetle), 2397 nucleotides long. RefSeq names its product glypican-6 (gene dlp). The transcript has 5 exons. The record is from RefSeq and is a predicted model, not a curated record. Gene Ontology annotation, cellular component: synapse; extracellular region; plasma membrane. NCBI's taxonomy places the organism in Eukaryota, Metazoa, Arthropoda, Insecta, Coleoptera, Nitidulidae. Gene Ontology annotation, biological process: regulation of protein localization to membrane; cell migration; regulation of signal transduction. Bases 304 to 2010 code for a protein of 568 amino acids.